Messenger RNA from Leucoraja erinaceus (little skate), 5546 nucleotides. Its product is annotated as vasoactive intestinal polypeptide receptor-like. The record is from RefSeq and is a predicted model, not a curated record. Lineage: Eukaryota; Metazoa; Chordata; Chondrichthyes; Rajiformes; Rajidae. The transcript is spliced from 13 exons. Gene Ontology annotation, cellular component: plasma membrane. Gene Ontology annotation, molecular function: peptide hormone binding; vasoactive intestinal polypeptide receptor activity; G protein-coupled peptide receptor activity. Gene Ontology annotation, biological process: cell surface receptor signaling pathway; adenylate cyclase-modulating G protein-coupled receptor signaling pathway. Bases 1767 to 3101 code for a protein of 444 amino acids.
CUGUGCAGAGUGGAGGGUGGUUAGACACGGGGGAUUUCACACAAAGGGUCAUUGUGACAGGGACAUGCACCCUUCCCAAUGUUGAAGAUCUUGGUGCCCGUGUAAAGUGAAAGACGGCUCCUUGCGCUAUAGUCUGCAGCUUUUAAUGAAGACCUUUUCUGGUUUGCUGCCAGUGACUAGUGGUGUUCCGCAAGGGUCGGUGCUGGGACCGCUAUUCUUCAGGUAACUUUGUGGCGACUCUUUGCAUACUUGACCAUCAUGCAAACCAACCUCCCUUUCAUUGACUCCAUCUACACUUCACGCUGCCUUGGCAAGGCCACCAUGAUAAUCAAGAACCAGUCUUAUUCCCCUCUCCAAUCAGGCAAGAGGUACAGAAGUGUGAAAACGCAUAUAGAAACAUAGAAAAUAUCUCCAGAUUCAGGGACAGUUUCUUCCCAGCUGUUAUCAAAUAACUGAGCCAUCCUGGCACUAACUAGAGCGUUCCUAACCUACAAUCUACCUCAUUGGUAACCCUUGGACUUCCUCUAAUCUGACUUUACGGGACUUUAUCUUACACUAAAUAUUAUUCCCUUUAUCCUGUGCCUGUACGCUGUAUGUAGGAUGGAACUGCAGAUGCUGGUUUAAAAUGAAGAUUGACACAAAAAGCUGGAGAGAUAAUAUGGAAAUGAGGCCUUCAGCACAACAAAUCCACGCCAACCAGCGAUCUCCCCGAACACUAGCACCAUCCUACACAUUAGGGAUAAUUUUCAAUUUACAGAAGCUGAUUAACAUAAAAACCUGUACGUCUUUGGAAUGCGGGAGGAAACCGGAGCACCCGGGGAAAACCCAUGGGAGUACGUACAAACUCUGUACAAAUAGCACCUAGAGUCAGGAUUGAGUCCUGGUCUCUGGCGCCGUACGGCUGCAACUCUACCACUGCACCACUGUGCUGUGCUGCCCCACUGUGUGCAUGUGUUGAGGGCCUGAGCCACAGGGAGAGGUCUGGCAGGCAAGGAUUUUAUUCCUUGGAGCGCAGGAGGCGAGGGGCGAUCUUAUAUAGGUGUAUAAAAUCAUGAGGAGAACAGAUAGGAUGAAUACAGUCUUUUACCCAGAAUAGUGGGAUCAAGAAGUUUAUGGUGAGAAAGGAAAGAUUUAUUAGAAACAUGAGAGGGUGGUGGGUGUAUGGAACGAGCAACCAGAGUAGGUAGUUGAGGCAGGUACUAUCACAGCAUUUGAAAGACACUUGGAUAGGGGCAUGGCUAGGCAAGGUUUAGAGGGAUACGGGCCAAACGCAGGCAGGUGGGACGAGUGUAGAUGGGGCAUGUUGGUCGGCAUGGGCCAGUUGGGCCGAAGGGGCUGUUUCCAUGCUGUGUAACUCCACUGAAUGCAUUGCCGUGCGGGUGAGUUGGAGUCAGGUACCUGACAACCCCUCCCCAUUACCGCGCUGCUAUUGGCGAACGACAACGCAUCCUGUUUACUGGAUGGUCACCACCGUUGUCAAUCAAACCCAGGGAUAAUAUAACUAGUGGCUCUGGCCACUUGGAGAGCGCAGGAUGGAGUGGUGAAGAUGUAUCCAGCGACUUGUAGAAGCUGCAGUAGUUUAAAACGCUUCUGGCCAACAUAAAUAAGCAUGUCUUUCAUUUAUUUCCAACAGAUCAAAUGCCGGGGAAGGAGUGCGCUCUAACAUUCCCGGAGAAUCGCUCCCGUUCUCACUGAAGUGGCCGGAGUUGCGACGGAGUGUCGAGGCAGCACCCACCGCAAGUUCUGGGACGGAGUGUGUCUGAGGCAUGAACUUCGCCCAAGUUUCCGCGCUGCUCCUAAUCCUCCUAACCCAGUGCCCCAUCCCCCGGGUGCUGUGCGUGCAUCAGGAGUGCAACGUUUGGUCAGAAGUCGCACGACUGCGCGAUGAAUGUCUCUGGAACAUCGAGAGAGAAAACCAGAGCUUGGAGACGGGGUGCAGCAGAUUGUGGGAAAAUGUAACGUGUUGGCCUCCUGCCAGAGAUGGAGAAGUGGUUGUGGUGUCUUGCAUAAGGUUGCCUGGCCUUUUCCUCAACCCCGGAGCCAACGUCAGCAGGAACUGCACCAGCACAGGAUGGUCAAUGCUCCAGCAGCCCUAUAAGUUGGCCUGCGGAUACAACGAGAACGGCACUCCGUCUGAUGAAAAGCAAACCUUCUACGAAGUGUCCAGGAUUGGCUACACCAUAGGAUACAGCCUCUCGCUGCUCUCUCUGACAGUGGCCGUAGUCAUCCUUUGCAUCUUCAGCAAGUUACACUGCACCAGAAACUACAUCCACAUGCACCUCUUCAUAUCGUUUAUCCUGAGGGCCAUCGCUGUCUUUGUCAAGGACCUGGUUCUCUUUCAGCUGGACCCGUGCUAUAAAGCGCCGGCCGGUUGUAAAGCAGCAGUGGUCUUCUUUCAAUACUGCAUCAUGGCAAACUUCUUCUGGCUGCUGGUGGAGGGUCUCUACUUGCACACCCUGCUGGUUAUCUCCUUCUUCUCCGAGAAAAGAUACUUCUGGUGGUACAUCCCCAUCGGCUGGGGGACACCACUGCCGUUUAUUAUCAUCUGGGUCAUCACGAAAGUCCAUUUUGAUGAUUUUGCAUGUUGGCAGAUCAUUGACUCCCCUUUCUGGUGGAUCAUUCGGACCCCGAUUCUCAUCGCCAUCUUGGUGAACUUUGUUUUCUUCACGUGCAUUAUCCGAAUAUUGAUUCAGAAGCUGCACUCCCCUGACGUGGGACUGAAUCAAUCCAACCAGCACUUGAGGCUGGCAAAGUCGACCCUUCUGCUGAUCCCACUGUUCGGAAUCAAUUACAUUGCAUUCGCUUUCUUCCCCGAUCAAUUAAACCCAAAAGUGAAGAUUGUCUUUGAUCUUGUUCUUGGAUCCUUUCAGGGAUUCAUUGUGGCCGUACUGUACUGUUUCCUGAAUGGAGAGGUACAGUCGGAGCUGAAGAGGAAGUGGAGACGCUGGCGCAUCAAGAGGGUAGUGGGAGGAGAUAUGAAAUAUCACCAGCCUUCGGUUGGCAGCAAUGGCACCAACUGCACCACCCAGAUCUCCAUGUUGACCAAGUGCAGCCCCAAGAUCACAGACUCCAACAUUCAGACCGAGUCCUCCAUCUCCUAGGUCCAGGCUGACCCAGGCUUCAGCUGAACUCUAACCCCUGGGAAGCAACUCAAAGAUGCGCAGAUAUUUGCUUGGGCAAAUUUGCUAGAGUGGCACAGUGGCGCAUCUGGUAGAACGACUGCCUCACGGAACCAAAGAGCCGGGCUUGAUCCUGACCUCGGGUGUAGUCUGUGCAUGUGAAGUUUGCACUUUCUCCCUGUGACCACGUGGGUUUCCUCCGGGUGCUCCGAUUUCCUCCCACAUCCCAAAGACGUGCGGGUUUGCAGGUUAAGUGCUUUCUGUAAAUUGUCCCCUGGUGUGUAGAGAGUGGGUGAGAAAGUGGAAUAAUAUAGCACAGUGUGAAUGGGUGAUUGAUGGUUGGCACAGACUUGGUGGGCUGAAGGCCCUGUUUCCAUGCUGUAUCUCUACGACUAAUAUAAAAAGCUGAGACUAACAAAAAAAAAAGGCAGCUUUUGGCCUUUAGACUCUGUAGUUGCCCUUAGUGUGUAGUGGGAUAACUAGUGAGAACGGGUAAUCAAUGGUUGGCGUGGACAUGGUGGGCCAAAUAGCCUGUUUCCAUGUUGUAUCUCUAAACUAAAUCUAAACUUUGUACCAUUGAUUUGCUUCGAAACCCAGCCUUCCGGGGAAGAUUCAGCAAAAUAAAAUCAUUGUUGUAUUUCUUGAUAUUGUUGUGUUGAACUUCCAAUGGGUUGAGAUUAGGAGAGAAAGUCAUGGGUGUUUUGUUUUUACCUGGUUAAACUAUGACAUGGAUAAAGCUAGACAUGGUGUAAAAAAAAGACAAACCGCUGGAGUAACUCAGUGGGCAGGCAGCAUCUCUGGAGAACAUAGAUAGGUGACCUUUUGUGUUGGGACCCUUCUUCAGACUUGCAGAAUUGAGCAUAGAACAUAGAUAACAUAAAACUGGUGUGAACGGGUGAUCGAUGGACUGUGUGGAUGGACUCAGUCAAUGACCUGUUCCAUGCUCCAUCUCUAAACUAUAGCAAGGAAACAGGCCCUUCGGCCCACCUGAUCAUCGAUCACCUGUUCACAGUGGUUCAAUGUUAUCCCACUUUCUCAUCCAUUCCCAACACAGUUGGGGCAAUUUUACAGGGGGACAAUUAACCUGCAAACCCGCACGCCUUUCGGACGUGGGAGGAAAAUGGAGGAAACCCGCAGGGUCAGAGGGAGAACGUGCAAACACCACACAGACUGCAUCUGAGUUCAGGAUCAAACCUGGGUCUCUGGCACUGUGAGGAAGUGUCCCACCGGCUGCGCCACUGUGCUAACUUGAAGUGUUGAUCAGUGCCGGAUUUAGAUGAAGAGAGGCCCUAAGCUGUUCCACUUGUGAGGCCCCCAACGACCGGACAGCCAUGGCGGCCAAAUCUCCCACAAUUCAAAGCGAGGGAGAAAGUGCCCAGCGCCGACCAGUUGCCGCUGCAGUGCGCAUGCGCAGGGCGGCCGAUGAUGCGCUGGCCGUGGUUGUGCGCAUGUGCAAGGCGGCCUGCCGUGCCGUGCCGGCGGAUGAGGAGCGAGCGGAGCCCGGCGGCCCGGACACGGAUAGCAGGGGGAGAUGGAGAGAGAGAGAUAGAGAGGGGGGCCGCCCAGAGUUGAACGGUAGAUGUUCUGCCUUGGCCGGAGGCCCCCCUAGACCUCGAGGCCCAUCAAUUUUUUCGGGGGGCCCCCUAGAAAGUGGGGGCCCCAAGCUAUAGCUUGUUUAGCUUGUAUGUAAAUCCGGCACUGGUGUUGAUCAUUGAAACAAAUUGCAAGGUCCCUAGUUCGACCUGUAAUAUCUGUUGGUUCAUUUCCUUUUCUGGAUGUUGAGAACUGUGCUGUUGAUGUAAAAAUAAAAAACUGCAGAUGCUGGGUAUCUGAACCAAACAGAAAAUGCCUGAAACACUCAGCAGGUCAAACAGCAUCUGCUGGAAGAGUAACGGAGUUGAAAGUUCCUCGACCUGGAAUAUUACCUCUUACUUUUCCCAUCUCGGCUGUGUGCUUCUGACAUUUUCUGAUUAUUAUUUUCAAGGAUGGAUGAAGUUGUUGUUAUUGCUUAUACAUGUUGUCCUUUAGCUUUAUGGCUGUUACGUAAAAGCAGGCUUUUCUCUUAUUUUUACAUUAAUUGUGAUGUGAUAUUGGUGAAUUUAUUUGAUUAAAGAGCUGGAUCUGUUAGCCCUCUAAUUAUCUGUGAGAUCUUGGUUUGGCCACGGCCUAUAAUGUUACAAUAUUUAAUUUUACAUUUUGUAUGAGUUUAAUUGAUAUUUAAUUUUAUAUUUCUUAAGUUUUAAUUGAGUUUAACUGAAGUUGUGAAAUUGACAAAUCCAGUCGCUACAUACAGAUCUUUGCUGAUACCAUUGACUUGACUUUAGAUUUAAGAGAUACAGCACAGAAACACCGAGUCCGUGCCAACUAGCGAUCACCCCGUGCACUAACACUAUCCUAGACAUGAGCUACAAUUUUACCAAAGCCAAU